Messenger RNA from Rotaria sp. Silwood2, 291 nucleotides. NCBI's taxonomy places the organism in Eukaryota, Metazoa, Rotifera, Eurotatoria, Philodinida, Philodinidae. The record is from the annotation of a GenBank genome assembly.
AUGGAUGAUACAAUAGCACAUGAACAAUCAGUUGUUGAUAAUAUUAAUAAAAAUGAUGAAGCACAAUAUGUCGAUUGUAUACGAUUAGUUGAAGGUGGUCAUAUUCGACGUUUUGAAAAUAUAGUAUCAAAGUUUGAUAUUGUUCAAUAUGAAUUAAAUGAUGAAAAUGAUGGACCAAGUAAACCAUUGAUUUUUUAUGUGAUUGAACAUAAUGAUGAAACAUUUCUUAAAGUUUUACUUGAAAUGGAAAUACCAUUGAAUAAAUCAUACUCAGUAAGUAGAAUAUAUUAG